AGAAAAGCAAAUAAUCCGAGCCCUGUGAAGUCAGAGGCAGAAGGCAGUGGUGGGUGUAUUGCAGAUAGACUUUAAGCAUAUUACAGAGGAGAGGACAUUUAUUAGUUGUUUUUGAGCCGUAGUGGUAUCUACAUGAAGUUAGUUGGGUGAAUUUGAGAGAGCGCGGAUAUGUGUAUAGCAUAAAUUUGAGUAAACAGAACGAAAACUAUUAGUGUAAGGGUCAUUUUCUCGAAAAUUCUUUUUUUCUUACACUGCUUUGAGCAUUCGAGAAACGAGCAAUUAGCCUACUUUCAGUCAUAGUUGAAACUAUAAAGGUGUUGUUACGGAAUUUUUAGACGUUUUUGCAAACGACCAGGUAUUUCUGGAAAAUCGUUAGGGCGAUUGGUUUAGAAAACAACAUAUUAAGUUAAAACGACUUGUGUUUAAUGGGCAUUAAAAGCGGUUGUUUUGUGUCAUAAUUGCAGUUCGCUUGAUUCGUUUGCAGGGACUGAACGAGCUUGUGUUCGAUGUUAAGUUCUUCACGUAUAUUUUUAUUUGUGUAUUAUUACAGCGAUAGCACACUAUAAAGGUGUUGGUAUUUUAUGUUAACUGGCCCGUGGUUGCUAUUUAAAGGGUCAUAAACUGCACUGAACCUUACUUGCCGUUGCACGGCGCUGUUGAGUGUUUAGGACUGUUGCAGCAUGUCGGGGCAGCGGAGACCGCUGAUCGCCCAUUCUUGGGAGGAAAACGAGUGCUUAAUCUACUAUGGAAUGCAGUCUCUGCACGAAAUGUUUGAUGUGAUCGGCUCUCAUCUGACGGACUAUGAUGUUGAGGCCUUGUCAUUUUUAUUAGAAGAGCUUUAUCCGGCUUCUCACCCGUUGGACCCAGCAACAUGGGUGGUGGACCGGGGCGCUGAAGAUGAUUUGGGCCCUGAAGAUACCGGACCUUCGCCUAGUCUCCUGCGAGCUUGGCAGCGGUACCAACGCACAACAACAACCAAUUCUAAUCAACUCUGGUGUAGUUUCAAUGCACUCCGACCUAAAAACGGUGUAGAAUUGCUCCUGCAGCUUGAGAAGCGAGGCUUGUGUAAUGAGUCCAAUUUCAACCAUCUACUACAGCUGUUGCGCAUCCUUACUCGGCAUGAUUUGAUCUCAUUCGUCACCCAAAAAAGACGAAGGACAGUGUCUCCUGAGCGAUAUAGUUAUGAAAUGCCCACUUCUAACUCAAAGGAGGAAGGAAUUGAAGUAAAGCAUGAUAAAAGCCUCAAAGAGCCAAUAAGUGGAGAAGGCCAGUGGAGAGCAGGUGUGGAUCCAAACUUGCCACAUUCCACCAGUCAUACACCUCGGCGUGGUAAGAAGCGUCGAAGUGGUAAACUCCAUAAACCUAGAGCAAGAGGAGGCGAAUCGACCUUGCUGCAGUCUUCACCUGUCCAGGAUAGAGUGACAUGUGACAUCAGGCUACGUGUUCGUGCAGAGUAUUGUGAGCAUGACAGCAUCCUCAGUGGAAAUGUUGUUUCUAAUAAGCAACAUGCACUGGAGCGCCAAUUUGAGCUCUUCAACCAAUCCAACACUAUCCUGAAGUCCCGUGACCUGGGGUCCAUCAUCUGUGACAUCAAGUUUUCAGAACUCUCCUACCUUGAUGCCUUCUGGAAUGAUUACCUUAAUGGAUCUCUACUUGAAGCUCUGAAAGGUGUCUUCAUUACAGACUCUUUAAAACAAGCAGUAGGACAGGAAGCAAUUCGGUUAUUGGUUAACGUUGACGAGGAUGAUUACGAAGAGGGUCGACGCCAGCUUUUCGAAAACCAUCCUAUGCAGUGACUCAGGUUUCCACUGGAGGGCAGAGUCCUGAUAUUCAGAGCUUGCACUUUUAAUUUCAAGAUGAUUUGAAGGAAAGGAAGUGCAAUUCAUUGCAACUAUCAAAAUAAGGACCUUGUGGAACUACUGUUCAUUUUCCCCUCCCCUGUGGCUGCCAUUAACCUUGACUUUUGAAGAUUUAUCUUAAAGAGUACUGGUUCAUUUUGGUGCACACAGGUUGUUCCCACAAACAUCCUGUUUGAAAUCUAGUAAAGUCUUCAGAGGGGUGCGGACAGGUUUUUUUUUUUUUUUUUUGUAGGUAUGUCUCCUUGAUAGACCAUUAUUUGGCUUUUUUUUUAUAUAUAUAUCUUCUUGGUUUCACCUUGUAGUACUGUCAAGGUGCAACGUUCCUCUGUCACAAAGGUAAUAUGAUUAAUAAGGUUGCAUGUUGCAGUCUUGUUGAUCUGUUAAGUGUUAGACGAGUUGGGAGAGGAGGGGAAGCAAUGACUGAUAAGCCUGGUCCAUUUAUUAUGGAAGCCAGAUGGAAUAAGUUGUUCAGACUUGCAAAAUGUUACCUUUUUAUAAUAGUGGUGCUGUAAUUCUCAGGGCCGUCCAUGAAGUAACCCUAUGUUGCUUAAAGAGGACUAGAGAAGUUACUUGCCAUGAUCUGUAAGAACAGAUGGGGGUGGCAAGUGACCUAUACCUCAGUUUAAUUUUGCAACAUCUAAGCCAUCUCAGUCCUCUAAACUUCUACCAAUCGGUUCCUGUGUUGAAAUGCAGUGGAUUGGUCUAUGAGAAACCUGGAAUUUUAACUUAAAAGGGAAUUAAGUUUGUGUCAUUGCAAGUGAAUCGUAGAUCUGGUUUUAGCAGAUAGGCAUCUGUGAAGCCAGGUGUACUGCUGAACAAAUAUUUAUUGGCUGCCAAUAGUUUUGGAACAUGAAUUGACCUACUGAAUUUUGUGCCUCACAACCAAGCAGGGUAAAGAAUAUGACAAAUUACCCUUGAUGGAAACCCUUAAUCCUGUCGGUAAAGGCUGUGUUUGGUGUUUCUACCUCCCACGUCACCUGCUUGGCUUGUGUACCUUUUGAAUUGGCCAAGACUGUGCUCUAGAUGUGAUGUGUUUAGUAUGGCAGCAGUUGGGACAUGUGGAGAUCAGUCCCAGCCUCACAAAAUUAAUUGAAUUGAUUCAUUGUAGCAUUUCCCUGAUUAAUUCCAGAAUUGAAAAAAAAAAAAAAAAAACGAUUUCUUGUCUUAUUCAGUCUGACGUGCAAAAGGUGUAGGACUGAAAAAAUAUGUAUAUCCUAGUUUUAAGAAGAGCAGGGUUUUUUUUUUUCCUAAUAUAAAUUGAAGUAGCGUUUAUAUGAAGUUGGAUGAUAGCGUUUUGUGUACAGAUCAUUUCUGAUAGUUGUUUUGACUAUUAUGACUUAAUAUAUUUGUAUGAAAAAUAAAAAAUAUAUUCAUUAAAUAAACAAAA
This is a messenger RNA of Erpetoichthys calabaricus (reedfish), 3246 nucleotides long. It is a transcript of the gene dedd2, whose product is annotated as death effector domain-containing 1. Gene Ontology annotation, biological process: regulation of apoptotic process; extrinsic apoptotic signaling pathway via death domain receptors; apoptotic process. The coding region runs from base 681 to 1796 and encodes 371 amino acids. NCBI's taxonomy places the organism in Eukaryota, Metazoa, Chordata, Cladistia, Polypteriformes, Polypteridae. Gene Ontology annotation, cellular component: nucleolus. The transcript is spliced from 5 exons. The record is from RefSeq and is a predicted model, not a curated record. Gene Ontology annotation, molecular function: protein binding; DNA binding.